AUGAUAUCGAAUAUGAAUAAGAUUAUUGAGGGCUUAUGGCUGGGGAAUUUUAGUGCAGCAAAUGACACUAAUUGUUUAAAGAAAAAUCGCAUUACCCAUAUUUUAACAGUUGCAGGGAUGCUUGAGCCUAUGAAUUCUUGGGUAUAAAUACUUUCAUAAUUGAAGGUAUUGCUGCAGGAGGAGUUUUAGUGCAUUGGUACGUUUUUGAAUAUUAAUAGUGAAAAUAGUUUCGCUGGAGUAUCGAGAAGUUCUAGCUGUGUCAUUGCAUAUCUGAUGAGAGAGCAUAAUAUGUCUUACUGGGACUCCCUCUACUUCACCAAGAAAUAGAGAUCAGUAGUUUGUCCUAACUUGGGCUUCGCUAAGCAGUUGUAGUAGUACGAAUCAGAUCUGACAGAGAGAAGAAUAAAAUAGACAUAAAUGGAGUACCUAUCGAAAAAACUAGGUACUACAUCGUUAUCCUCGUAAACUCAAAAUGGUCCUUCAGCUACACCUGCAAGAGGUACAACCCCUAUGUUAAACUACAAUUUCUCUACUAAUAGCAAUAACCCUGGCUCUACUCCUCCUAAGAGAUCAACCAGUCAAUUUGGAAUAACUGAUUCAUCUAAAUCAACAUUACAUGAAAGCAGUGAACCUUUUGGUUCUCAAGAGGAAUUUAAGUAUCAGUAAAUUGGUUUGAAAUCUGCUUUUAGCCGAUCGAUGAGCACAUAGGAAGCGAAAGAAGAGAUAAAGACCUAGGCUAAAGCAGUGUCUGAGUUUUACUGUCAACUUUGCAAGACUAAACUAUUCUCUAGCAAGGACAUAGUCACUCACUAGCCUAAUUUUAGUUUCUAAACAAACAAGAGUCCUUAUGAAAACUAGUAAAAGAUAUAAUAAUCUCAAUGCAUGGAUCCAUCUAUGAGUAAUCUAGAAAAUGCUGAUACUUGCUCUUAGAUAUUCAUUAACUGCCAAAGCUGGAUAGAUGAAUCAUAAGGAAACAAAGGACUUAUCAAAUGUCCCAAAAAAUAAUGUGAAGUCAGUCUGGGGUCAUAUAAUUUCAGUGGUCUUAAAUGUAGGUGUGGAAAGUAGGUUUCACCUGGAUUCUUAAUAUAUUACGAUAUGCUCAUUAGAAAUUGA
Molecule: messenger RNA, 1113 nt
Organism: Stylonychia lemnae
Lineage: Eukaryota; Ciliophora; Spirotrichea; Sporadotrichida; Oxytrichidae
Source: the annotation of a GenBank genome assembly